Molecule: messenger RNA, 528 nt
Organism: Suillus bovinus
Lineage: Eukaryota; Fungi; Basidiomycota; Agaricomycetes; Boletales; Suillaceae
Exons: 3
Coding region: 1-528 (175 amino acids)
Source: RefSeq, a predicted model, not a curated record
AUGCACACCAAUGCCCAGCCAGGAAUCAACAUUGAUGUAGCUGCUGACCUCAAAGCUAAUUUUGCAUGGGCACCACUCACACCUCAAACUCAGAACGUUGAUGAUGAUCUUGCAGGUCCUGAAUCCAUAUCACUUGACGAGAUCAACACUGCAUUUGCGCUACUGGAACACGACGCCAUGGAACAAGAGCUGCAUGUUGACCAAGGUCUUGCACCAAAAUCUGUUGACAACAAGAUCAUAUUAGUUGAUCACACCUCACACAACGAUGGACAGUGGGAUGUGGACGUGCUGAUGUCUUCCAAUGUAAUGUUACAAGAACAUCUAGACGCUUGGGCCCCUACUAUUUUUCUCCUUAUCCUCCUCGUCUCCGCCCUUGCAUCACACCCUUACCCUGACCUUGCUCUUGUUAUCCUCGUCAUCCUCGCAUUCCCCUUCACCCUCUACCUGUCACUCCAGCAGAGCCAGUAUAUUUGGCCAGACCCUUUCUCUGAUGAAGCAUACCCAUGCUCUGUUCCAUCUGUUGACUGA